AUGGCAGGGACAGCGAAUCAGCGCUUGCACGCAUUGGAAGGUACAGAUUGCGAAGUUGAUUCCACAGUGAAUUUGGGUGUAAAUGGUGAACAGGUCCUCGAGACGUCGGUGUCCGUCAGAGAAACCGAUAUCCAGAAUAGAGGCGACUCCAAGACGUCUAAUCACACUGUACUGUCGGGCAGACUUCACCCUCGACUGCACGACUCUGUCAAACAAGGCGGUGGAUUGGUUGGCGAUAGGAUCGCAGCCGUCGGUGCUGACCAGAAGACGUUUGUGCUGGAGACAGGCCUGGCGACCUGCGAGGCCCAUGAGACUAUCCGAGCGUCAUGCGCCGAUGUCAGGCAGAUGAGCCUUAUUGGAGGCUUGAGAGGCAGCGGAACCAAGGAGACAAGCGUAGAGUUGAGCAAGAUGAAUCGCGAAGCAGAGGAGGAGGAAGAAGAAGAGGGCAAUGGUCGGGACGAUGACGAAGAUGAGAUGGAGAGAAUUGAGAGCAUGCAACAAGCGUCUCUUCAGCUGAAGAUGAACUCUAGAAGAGUUGGACACCAUUCCGUGCAAAAUCUGGCCAAGCCUCACAAUCGGCCAGCAGACUUGGCCGGCCCAGUCUCACCGGCCUGGCGUUGGCCGUCCGGUACCCCAGGCCGGCUGGAUCGUCUUCGCAAGCAGUGGGCAACGUUGGGAAGAUGUUCGGGCCAAUCAACUCCGCGUAGUCUUUUCGCGGAGGCUCAGAGCGAGCUCAACACUGCAAGGUCGAGUAAGUUGCCCGGUCCAGUCUGGCCGGAAAGCGUGAAAGUAGAGCGACAGAUGAAGAAGAAUAGUCAGAAUAGAGCUCACAUUGUUCAGCUUACUUCCAUGCCGAGUGGAAGUGUUGGGUGA
Molecule: messenger RNA, 873 nt
Organism: Protopolystoma xenopodis
Lineage: Eukaryota; Metazoa; Platyhelminthes; Monogenea; Polystomatidea; Polystomatidae
Source: the annotation of a GenBank genome assembly